Aspergillus bombycis is the source of this 606-nucleotide messenger RNA. RefSeq names its product autophagy-related protein 101. The coding region runs from base 1 to 606 and encodes 201 amino acids. The transcript is spliced from 3 exons. Gene Ontology annotation, biological process: autophagosome assembly; autophagy. NCBI's taxonomy places the organism in Eukaryota, Fungi, Ascomycota, Eurotiomycetes, Eurotiales, Aspergillaceae. The record is from RefSeq and is a predicted model, not a curated record. Gene Ontology annotation, cellular component: phagophore assembly site.
AUGGAGCCCCGCAAAACCCCUCCGGAGUACUUCCUGGAGAUCUUUGCAGACACCACCACCGUCCGGGACGUCUUAAAAGGUGUUCUCAACCUAAUCUUCUUUCACCGUUACUUUCCCUCUAUCCGACCGACUACCUUUGAUGUCCUAGACUUUACUCUCCCCGCUAUCAACGAUGAAGAUCUUGAGACGCUUAUUGAGUCGCGCAUCAGCGCCCUAGUCCGUCAGCACUCCUCGUCCGCUGCUAGCGCCCAUGAAGGGGGCGGCGGUGUGCGCGGUCGGAUCGCAGUAGAAUUUUACGAGAAGAAGCGUAGGCGCUCCGGAAUCUGGUUCGGCGGACUUGCUGGAAAAGGCGAGGAAGAGGUAUGUUGGGAGGUGUGGAAUCUGGAUGUGACAAUUGCCACUCCGCGGACAGAAUCAGAACGCGCCAAGGUGCGCAAGGCAAUGGAGAAUAUGCUUCAAAAAGCAGCCCUGAAGAUUCUCGCCGUAGUGAACCGAGAAAAGGAUCAUAUUCCGCCCAUCACGACAAGUGAUUCCAACCCAUUCCCUUACAGGAUUGUCCUAAACCCUCGGUCAGAUGGCUGGCAGAAUCGGUUUGGACUAUACUGA